Messenger RNA from Silurus meridionalis, 3780 nucleotides. It is a transcript of the gene pygmb, whose product is annotated as phosphorylase, glycogen, muscle b. Gene Ontology annotation, biological process: glycogen catabolic process. The coding region runs from base 109 to 2637 and encodes 842 amino acids. The record is from RefSeq and is a predicted model, not a curated record. The transcript is spliced from 20 exons. Gene Ontology annotation, molecular function: glycogen phosphorylase activity; pyridoxal phosphate binding. Gene Ontology annotation, cellular component: cytoplasm. NCBI's taxonomy places the organism in Eukaryota, Metazoa, Chordata, Actinopteri, Siluriformes, Siluridae.
CAGCAGCAGCCGAGAGAGAGAGAGAGAGAGAGAGAGAGAGAAUAAAAGCGUCGUGUCCUUGCAGCUCGGUGUCUUCUCUGUAAUCUAGUCUCUCAUCGCGUUGUCAACAUGCCUAAGCCUCUGAGCGACCAGGACAGGAGGAAGCAGAUCUCGGUGCGCGGCUUGGCUGGGGUGGAAAACGUCGCCGACCUGAAGACCAACUUCAACCGGCACCUGCAUUUUACUCUGGUCAAGGACCGCAAUGUGGCCACCAAAAGGGAUUACUACCUGGCGCUGGCCAACACCGUUCGGGAUCACCUGGUGGGCAGGUGGAUCAGGACGCAGCAGCACUACUACGAGACCGACCCGAAACGUGUCUACUACCUCUCUCUGGAGUUCUACAUGGGCCGCACCCUGCAGAACACCAUGGUAAAUUUGGCCCUGGAGGGCGCCUGCGACGAGGCCAUGUAUCAGUUGGGGCUGGAUAUGGAGGAGCUGCAGGACAUCGAGGAGGAUGCAGGUCUGGGUAAUGGAGGCCUGGGUCGUUUGGCAGCUUGCUUCCUUGACUCUAUGGCAUCUCUGGGCUUGGCGGCUUAUGGUUAUGGAAUCCGUUACGAGUUUGGCAUUUUCAACCAGAAAAUUGCCAGUGGUUGGCAGGUUGAAGAGGCAGAUGAUUGGCUGCGUUAUGGUAACCCAUGGGAGAAAGCCCGCCCCGAGUACAUGCGCCCUGUGCACUUUUACGGCCGAGUGGAGCAUCACCCUGAUGGAGUCAAAUGGGUGGACACACAGGUGGUUCUGGCCCUGCCAUAUGACACUCCAGUCCCUGGAUACAGAAACAACAUUGUUAACACCAUGAGACUCUGGUCAGCAAAAGCUCCCUGCGAAUUUAACCUCAAGGACUUUAAUGUUGGCGGCUACAUCCAGGCUGUUUUAGACAGGAAUCUGGCGGAGAAUAUUUCCCGUGUGCUCUACCCUAAUGACAAUUUCUUUGAGGGGAAGGAGCUCCGUCUUAAACAGGAGUACUUUGUGGUAGCUGCUACUCUCCAGGACAUCAUCCGCCGUUUCAAGGCGUCUAAGUUCGGCUCGACAGAGUUGGUGCGCACAGAUCUGACCAAGUUACCUGAAAAGGUGGCCAUCCAGCUGAAUGACACACACCCAGCUCUCGCCAUCCCUGAGCUGAUGAGGAUCCUGCUGGAUGAGGAGAAAGUGUCCUGGGAUAUAGCAUGGGACAUCACUGUGCGUACCUGUGCCUACACUAACCACACAGUCCUUCCAGAAGCUCUGGAGCGUUGGCCUGUCGACCUGUUCCAGAACCUCCUGCCUCGCCACCUGGAUAUUAUCUACGAGAUCAACCAGCGCCACCUGGAGAGAAUCGCCACUAUCUUCCCUGGAGAUAGCGACCGUCUGAGGCGCAUGUCUCUGAUUGAAGAAGGAGGCCUGAAGAAGAUCAACAUGGCUCAUCUGUGCAUCGUUGGCGCUCAUGCUGUGAACGGCGUGGCUCGAAUCCACUCGGAAAUCAUCAAAAACACAGUGUUCAAAGACUUUUAUGAACUGGACCCACAGAAGUUCCAAAACAAGACCAACGGCAUUACUCCUCGCCGCUGGUUGGUCAUGUGCAACCCUGGGCUGGCGGAAGUCAUUGCUGAGCGCAUCGGUGAGGACUACAUUCGUGAUCUGGAUCAGCUGAAGAAACUCCUGGAGUUUGUGGAUGAUGACUCCUUCAUCCGAGACGUUGCCAAGAUCAAACAGGAGAACAAAAUGAAAUUUGCUGCAUAUCUUGAAGACUAUUAUAAGGUGAAAAUCAACCCAAACUCUAUGUUUGAUAUUCAAGUGAAGAGGAUCCACGAGUACAAGAGGCAGCUGAUGAACUGCCUGCACAUCAUCACUUACUACAACCGCAUCAGGAAGGAACCCAACAAGGCCUGGACACCCAGGACAAUUAUGAUUGGAGGAAAGGCUGCUCCUGGCUACCACAUGGCCAAGAUGAUCAUUAAGCUCAUCACAUCCAUUGGUGAGGUGGUGAAUAAUGACCCUGUGGUGGGAGACCGCCUUAAAGUCAUCUUCUUAGAGAACUACAGGGUUACGUUGGCUGAGAAAGCCAUCCCAGCAGCUGACCUGUCUGAGCAAAUCUCCACUGCUGGAACAGAAGCUUCUGGAACAGGAAAUAUGAAGUUCAUGUUGAACGGCGCUCUAACCAUUGGCACUAUGGAUGGAGCCAAUGUGGAGAUGGCAGAGGAGGCUGGAGAGGAAAACCUUUUCAUCUUUGGCAUGAGAGUAGACGAUGUCGAAGCCAUGGAUAAAAAAGGGUACAAUGCUGCUGAGUAUUACAACCGCAUCCCAGAGCUCAAGCAAGCCAUUGAUCAAAUUUCCGGAGGAUUCUUCAGCCCCAGUCAGCCAGACCUCUUUAAAGACAUCGUCAACAUGCUCAUGAAUAAUGACAGGUUCAAAGUAUUCGCUGACUAUGAGGAAUACAUUAAAUGCCAGGAGCAAGUUAAUGCUCUGUACAAGAACACUAAGGAAUGGACCAAGAUGGUGAUCCACAACAUUGCCGGCUGUGGCAAGUUCUCCAGUGACAGGACCAUUUCUCAGUACGCUCGUGAGAUUUGGGGUGUGGAGCCGAGUUUGGAGAAGAUCCCCGCUCCAGAUGACCCUCGCUAGGCAGCUACUCGGCAUUCAGAAUCUCUUUUCACUGGAGUUGUUCUCACAUUUAGUUGAUUUCUGCAUUGUGGUUGUGGAGAUGUGUCUACGUGAUUCUAUCAUUGUUUGAUUGUAUAACAGAUGUCUUCCUGUCCUUUGAAAUCUGGUCCCCUGGCCUCAGAAGAUAACUUCCUGCUUACUGUGCGGUGUUUAACGACACAAGAAAGGACCAUUUUAUUCAUGUUAGCUGAAAACUACAAUCCGUCCGGGAACAGAACGCUAAACAUUCAAUAGUUAGAAAGCAUCAUUGUGGUCCGUCUAGUUUGUCUCCUUCACGUUAACCAAAGAACAACCCAGUGAAGGAGAAUUCACGUGGACCCACUGUGACGUACUGUAUAGAGCAGGUCAAACUGAAGGUCUGUCUUUCUGUGUUUCACAUUCAGCCACAUGGAUGACUGUUACUUGCUUGGACUCAUUCAGAUAUCCCUGCAUGAUUUGUUGUGUUGUGUCUGAAGUGUUUUAACAUGUUUUUUUCAUAUUAAUAGAGGCUGUUCAUUAUUCACAACACAUCGACUUGCAUUCUCUCAUUGAAGCUCGGUUGUUGUUCAUAAUAUACAUGUAAAUCUCACAAAAAAGGCAUAGGAGUGUGGCACCUCUGUAUAUCAUCACAUUAUCCUGUCUUUUGCCCCUGGACUUUUAUCUGCUUCACAGCACGCUAAGAAAGCUGCCUUAGUUUGCGUGUCUGUGUGUGUGUGUGUGUGUGUGUGUGUGUGUGUGUGUGUGUGAGAGACCAUGUAUGCUAGUGUGUAUGAGAGCCUUUAGAUGAUGCAACUUCCUCCUAUCUGUACUAGUCCUCAGCCUUAGAGACUAGUGAGUAAGCCACUUUAAUUAAAGUUAGAUUUUUGAUAUAUGCUUAAUAUUAUAUAUACAGUAUAUCAGAUUUAGGAGUGUCUGUAAACAAGGUGUUCUCACUGGAGUGUGGAAAAUACUAAACCGAUAACUAUAUUGUUAAUAAUAGUCAAUAAAGAGAUAUAUGUACAUGAUUGUAAGCUAAUGGUACUGUGCCUCUGUAAUGUACUCUGAAUGUUUUACCUCUGUACAGCACGGGGCCAACAUCUGUCACAAAAAACGGAAAAUGAUCAUGAAAUAAAGUAAACCACACAA